AUGUUGCAAUUUUAUUAGGUAUAUAAUUUUCAUAAUCAAAGAUUUUGAAAAAUAAAAAUGGAAGAGUAAUAGUAGAAUUAGAUGAAUAAUUAAUGGAAAUAAUAAUAAAUGAUUAUUCCUUACAUUAAUAAAUAAAAAAUGAAACAUAAUAAACUCAAUUAGAUGAAUAAAAAUUUCAAAGAAGAAUUGUUCCCUUCUUCUUGAACUAGUUUAUGCAUUGGGCAAAAUAAAUGGAUUAUAAGAAAGUAGAGUGUUACUUGAAAGUAAUUCAUAAUCGUAAAACUUCAAAAUAAUAAAAAUGGGAAUUAGGAGAUUUACAAAAAAUAUUUGGCCCAAUUAAUUCAAGAACUAGAUGCAUAUAGAUUGAAACUUAAUAAAGAUGGAAAGAAUUUUUAGAUUAAUAAGCUGAAAUGACUGUCAUAAUGAAUAAUAAAAUUAAAGAUUAACAAACUAAAAGGAAAUAUAUAGAUGCAAUACCUUAAUUAAAAUAAGAACUUGAUAAAAAAAAUCCUUAUCAUAGGUUUUUAAGCAUCUCAAUUAACCCUAAAAUUGAUUACAAAAUAAGCACAGAAACCUGUAUUGAUGAACACAAUCAAAAAGAAUUUGAGUUUUUUAUUGAGAAUUCAGAUUAAGAAUAAGAUAGACUUUUCACUUCCUUUAUCUAAGACGAUNUAAAUGAGGACAUUAAUGUAGAUCUACAAAUACCUAAAGUAAUUAAGGCUAAUGUAGGAGCCUAUUCUGGAUAUAAAUAUGAAGAUGAAGAAGAAGCAGAUGAUGAAGAAAUAUUUAUUGAUACAAAACUAAUAAAAUAAUAGCAUAGAUAAACAUAACCUACAUAAGAAGAAUCAAUAAUAAAUGAUGAAAAAGUAAUGAAAGAAAAUUUUGCAGAUAAUUAAAUAGAAUAAGUUUAAGAAAUUAUAAAGAAUUAAUAAUUAAUUUAUACACCAGAAUAAAGAUAUUAAAAAAGAUUAGAUGAAUUUUUAUUAUCUUUUGAAUAAAGAGAUAAUAAAAAUAAAGGAAAAAAUGCAAGAAAAUUAAAGAAGAAACUUAAAGAAAUUGCAAAAUAAGAAGAAUUACCUAAAGUAUUUGAUAUGCCUGUAUUUAUUGAUAAUGCUAGAGCAGAAACUGCAGCUUUAUUGAUAAAUUUAUCUUCUUUAAAUUUAGAUUUAUUAGCAGUGUCUUUACAUAAAUUUAGAGUUUUACUUUAAAAUCACUUAUCUGAUGUAUAUGCAUCUUAAGUUCCAUUAUUAUAAAUUGUUAAUGAUGUGUGUAGAAUAUUAUCAACAUAAAGUGAUAAUCCACUUUAUGCUAUUGAUUAUUCAUAAUACAAAAAGAAUAUACCUCCUUAGAUAGUUGUUAGAAAAAUAGUUUAUAUUGCUCUUUAGACUUUGAGUGUGGCUGUUUAAACAUUAAGAAGUACAUUAAUUUAAGUUUAAAAAAUGUUUACUGUUUGUGGAGUUUGGCUUUAGGAUGAUAAUAAAUAAAUUAGUCAAUAAGCUGAACAAACUAUGUUAGACAUAUUGAGAUUUUGUGAUGAUUCUUAAUUGUAGAAUAUAUUACCUAAUUUAUAUAAUAAAUAAUCAUUUAAUAGUAAAAUAUAUGUUGGAGUACUUAUUGAACAUUUAGUAAUCAAAUAUCAAAGAGAAAUUUUUAAGUCAGUCCAUUUUAAUAAUAUUAUUUAAUUAAUAUCUUAGAUGAUCAUAGAUUAAUCAUUUGAUGUAAGAAGAAUUGGAAAAAAAGUAUUUUUUAAAAUUUUAACUCUUGGAAAAUAUCAAAUUGAAGAAAUUGUUAUGUAAAUGCAUUAAUAAGAAAAGAAUUAAAUGAAAGAAUUAAUGUAAAGAUAUGAUGAAUUAGUUACUGAUCAUUAAAUUGGAAUUUUUGAUUAAGAAGAGUAUAUGGGAUUAUAAGUAAUGCCUUAAAAAUUCAAUUUUGAAUAUGAAAUGAUAGAUGAUUAAAUAUAUAUGAAAUGA
Molecule: messenger RNA, 1970 nt
Organism: Paramecium primaurelia
Lineage: Eukaryota; Ciliophora; Oligohymenophorea; Peniculida; Parameciidae
Source: the annotation of a GenBank genome assembly